GAACUUGCCGGCCAAUACUUCGAAAUGCAUGUCCCUAUCAAAUAUCCGAGCAUACAGGUGAAUUCGUUCAGCUUGUCGCGAAGUAUUUAACACGUGAUCACCCAGAAUAUGACAUCAGAGUGCCGCCAGAAGCAAGGGACAAAAUUAACAUGUAUUGUGCACAUCCAGCAUGUUACUCAAAUCCGUGUCAAAAUGGUGGAUCGUGCAUGGAAGAAUCAGAUGGCUAUAGCUGCUCCUGUCUUGAGGCAUAUCUUGGAAAGAAUUGUCAGAUUCCAAUGUGUCCAGCCGAUUGGGAGUAUGCGGGCACCAAAUGUUUCUUGGUAACAUCCACAUCUGGGUCUUACCAUGCAGCUAAAGCCCACUGUAAUAGUUUGGAUGCUGUUGCCUUGGGUAACGGGAUGAUGGAGGACCCUGCCCUGGUCUUCGUAGAGAGUGAUGAAGAGUACACCAUCUUAAAGACUUUCAUUGCCGAUGAAUGGAUCUGGAUGAACUGUAUAAGAAUAAGUGGUUCAUAUCUCUGCUACACCGACAGACAUGACACGCAAACAGACUACCGAAACUGGGCCUUUAACCAACCUGACAAUACCAAAGAUUGCGUGACUUUGAGAAUGACAGACGGUACGAUGCAUGAUAAUCGAUGCAGUAAUCAAUAUACCUUGGUAUGCCAAGUCAUCGUAAAGGAGACAUAGCAGCAAUACAUGACAAAGUGAUUUCAUUCAUAUACAGUGUGCAGAUUGUCUAUAAAAUGUUCGUUUCAAAUUAUGAUCUCUAUUUUUUAGUGUUUAUA
Molecule: messenger RNA, 787 nt
Organism: Lytechinus variegatus (green sea urchin)
Lineage: Eukaryota; Metazoa; Echinodermata; Echinoidea; Temnopleuroida; Toxopneustidae
Product: brevican core protein-like
Exons: 4
Coding region: 150-689 (179 amino acids)
Source: RefSeq, a predicted model, not a curated record